Messenger RNA from Pecten maximus, 927 nucleotides. RefSeq lists its product as uncharacterized. Gene Ontology annotation, molecular function: acyltransferase activity, transferring groups other than amino-acyl groups. The transcript is spliced from 3 exons. Bases 1 to 927 code for a protein of 308 amino acids. NCBI's taxonomy places the organism in Eukaryota, Metazoa, Mollusca, Bivalvia, Pectinida, Pectinidae. The record is from RefSeq and is a predicted model, not a curated record.
AUGGGUGCGGAGAAAAGGAAGGUACACACCAUAUCAACGGUGGAAUACAGGAUUCGAUCGAUGAAAGAAAGAGAUUUACCAAAAGUAAAUGCAUUACUGGAUACCGAAAAGUGGAUCAUGGAGAAAGCAUACUUAGACUGUGCGUUUAAAACAGAUCCACGUGGUUUUGUUGUGGCUGAGAGCAAGAACGAAGAAAUCAUUGGUUUUGUUGGAACGCUGUCUCUCUCUAAAACACUUAAAGCUUUCGGAUUGUGGGUUGUCAGGGAGGACUUAAGAUCAACCGAUGUUGGGUCUCGACUUUUAGAAGAAAUCAACAUUUGUCCAGAAACGAAAAUCGGAGGAUUUCAUUUUCCGCACAUGCAAAGGACAUUUGAACUGUUUACAGGACCAAUGAGCCAAUCAUACACCACCUGGUACAAUUACGGGAAAAUUGAUAAAAACGUAUCCUUGGAAAAUCAGCAGAUAUUCCAAUCGAAGGAAUCCGCAGUAAUUCUUCCACUUCAGCACGUAUCGAUAUUAGAUGUGAUACAGUAUGAUACCCAAAUCCACAAAAUCCCACGAGAAUCCUACAUCACUAAUUGGAUUUCGCAUGCUAAUUCAAUGACAUACGUAGCAAUGAAAGAUGACGCAGUGUGUGGAUACGCUGUACUACGGACACAGGAUACCUACACCACAAUCGCACCACUUUAUGCGGACACCGAGUAUAUAGCAAACGAACUGUUUAUCAAGCUAACAAGUGAUGUUCCUGAUAAAGCUAUCAUCGGCUUUACUAGUCCCUUAGAAAAUAACGCUGCGACAAAACUUUCUGUGAGAAACAGAAUGAUGAAAAAAGGAAUGCCGAUGAUCAUGGUGUUUAAUCAGGAGCCGAUCACUGUUGAUAUUCAUCGAGUCUACGCCCUCGCUACAACUUCCCUGGGAUUGUGUUAA